CCCUUCGCUGGUCGCCUUCGGCCAUAUUCCGCAUACGCGCUCAACAGGGGCUUCACUUCAUCGCACGACAUUACCGGGUUGCGUUUCGUCGACGUUGCCGUGUCAUAUUACCUUGGGUCUUCGACUUUCUCAAGACAGAGCGAUAACAAGACGCCGAAAGCGCUCUUGCUGGUGGCUGGUAGUAUAUACGCGACUUCCGCCAAUUCGAGUGCUUCUCUUCAGCGCACUGUCACACUCCUUUUGUUCACACAAUGUCGGUUGCUACCAUGUUACAACCUGCCUCCAGAACGUCUACUUCAUCUUCCUCGUCUUUUCAACCCAUGACGCGUCAAAACACAAUGUCGUCCCACGACACGCGGUCCCUCCGCCAGUCGAAGCGGAUGUCAAUGAAUGCGCUGUACAUGUCAAUGUCGGCGAAGGAUAGAGACUUGGAGAUUUCAGAUGAUCUAGCUAGGGGUGAGUCUGCUGUGGUCUGAAAUGCCCCCUCGGUCUGUUCUAACGUUGGACGGUACAGCCCAGAAGUUCCUGCAAGAGUUGAAGACGAAUAUCUCUUCACAAUCGAAGAAGAAUUUCGUUCUCGAAAAAGAUGUCCGAUAUCUGGAUUCUCGGAUUGCGCUGUUGAUUCAGAAUCGUAUGGCUUUAGAAGAGCAAAAUGAAGUUGCGAGCCAUCUCGACGAAGUCCUGGAUCCCCAGGAGGGGUUCUUUCCCAAUGACGACAAAACUCAGAAGUACGGCAAUCUUCUCUUCCUCCUCCAAUCCGAGCCGCGCCAUAUCGCCCAUCUGUGCCGAUUAGUCUCCAUGUCAGAAAUCGACUCCCUUCUGCAGACGGUCAUGUUCACAAUCUACGGAAACCAGUAUGAGAGUCGUGAGGAGCAUCUGCUUCUCACCAUGUUUCAGUCUGUUCUUACCUAUCAGUUUGAUAACACGCCAGAGUACUCGUCCCUCCUCCGCCAGAACACCCCCGUCUCACGCAUGAUGACCACAUAUACGCGACGAGGGCCCGGUCAAAGUUACCUGAAACAAGUACUCGCCAACCAGAUCAACUCAUUGAUUGAGCUACGUGAUGUGGACUUGGAAAUCAACCCCCUCAAGGUCUAUGAGACCAUGGUUAAGGAAAUCGAAGAAGAGAAUGGAUCGCUGCCUGACUACCUCGCAAGAUCUGUCACGGCGGAAGCUGCAGCAGAGAAUAAGCAGGUGCAGGCCAUUAUUGAACCGCGCUUGAAGAUGCUUACUGAGUUAGCGAACAAGUUCCUGUCAACGAUCAUCGAUCACGUGGACGAGGCCCCGUAUGGCAUUCGGUGGAUUUGCAAGCAAAUUCGGAGCUUGUCUCGUCGCAAAUACCCUGAUGCGCAGGACCAGACGAUCUGCACCCUCAUUGGUGGAUUCUUCUUCCUUCGCUUCAUCAACCCAGCCAUUGUCACUCCACGCUCCUACAUGCUGAUUGAAUCGACUCCGACGGAAAAGCCCCGUCGCACGCUGACGUUGAUCGCCAAGAUGCUUCAGAAUCUGGCAAACAAGCCCUCGUAUGCGAAGGAGCCUUAUAUGGCGAAACUGCAACCGUUCAUUGAGCAGAACAAAGAACGAGUCAAUAAGUUUAUGCUUGAUCUGUGUGAAGUGCAGGACUUCUACGAGAGCUUGGAAAUGGACAACUACAUAGCACUAUCCAAGCGCGACUUGGAGUUGCAGAUCACUCUCAAUGAGAUGUAUGCCACACAUGCCUUGUUGGAGAAACACAAUGUGGCUUUGGCGCAAGAUCAACAUUCUCACCUCCAUGUGUUGUUGCAGGAGCUUGGUACAGCACCGCCCCAGGUUCCGCGCAAGGAGAAUAGGACCAUCACAGUCCCCUUGUUCAGUCGCUGGGAAACAACUGCACUGGAUGAUUUAACCUCGGCCCUCGACAUCACUCAAGAAGAAGUCUUCUUCAUGGAAGCCAAGUCCACAUUUGUUCACAUCUUGCGGUCUUUGCCGCCAGACUCUCCUGUCGCCCGGCGCCCCCUUCGCCUUUAUCGCAUCGCAGAGGCGGCGGCAACCUCGAAGACCGGCGAUGCGGCCAUGGUCAAGAAGGGCAUUCGCACCAUGGAAUUGUUGAGCCAGCUUCAGGAGAUGGGAGUGAUUGAUCGGUCGGACGAUUUUAGUCUUCUCCGCGACGAGGUGGAACAGGAGCUGGUGCACCUGGGAUCUCUGAAAGAAAAGGUGUUGGAAGAGACGAAGAAGUUGGAAGAAGUCUUUGCGACCAUCCGUGAUCACAAUGCCUACUUGGUGGGCCAGCUCGAAACGUACAAGUCGUACUUGCACAACGUCCGAAGUCAAUCGGAGGGGAAGCAGCGGAAACAGCAGAAGCAUCAAGAACUUGGACCCUACAAAUUCACACAUCAGCAGCUUGAGAAAGAGGGCGUUAUUCGCAAGAGCAACGUCCCUGAGAACCGUCGGGCGAAUAUCUACUUCAUGUUCAAGAGUCCUUUGCCUGGCACCUUCGUCAUCAGUCUCCACUAUAAAGGUAAGCUGAAGACUUCAGACUUAUGGCUUUUGGUGAGUUCUAUGCUAACUCGGUGAACCUAGGUCGUGCACGUGGCCUUCUGGAACUGGAUCUCAAGCUUGAUGAUUUGUUGGAAAUGCAGAAAGACAACCAGGAGGACCUAGACCUGGAGUACGUCCAGUUCAAUGUUUCGAAAGUACUCGCACUUUUGAACAAACGAUUUGCACGGAAGAAGGGCUGGUAGGAAGCCCUCGGUUUUCGGCUUCCACGUCGAUGACCGUGACGACUUACAUGAACUCGAGCGGACGGCAAGCAAUAAC
This is a messenger RNA of Aspergillus brunneoviolaceus CBS 621.78, 2796 nucleotides long. RefSeq names its product Ras GTPase activating protein IRA2. Gene Ontology annotation, biological process: regulation of actin cytoskeleton organization; regulation of GTPase activity. The transcript is spliced from 2 exons. NCBI's taxonomy places the organism in Eukaryota, Fungi, Ascomycota, Eurotiomycetes, Eurotiales, Aspergillaceae. Gene Ontology annotation, molecular function: GTPase activator activity; protein binding. The record is from RefSeq and is a predicted model, not a curated record. Gene Ontology annotation, cellular component: cell cortex. Bases 478 to 2553 code for a protein of 691 amino acids.